This is a messenger RNA of Galeopterus variegatus (Sunda flying lemur), 294 nucleotides long. It is a transcript of the gene CRCT1, whose product is annotated as cysteine-rich C-terminal 1. The record is from RefSeq and is a predicted model, not a curated record. The transcript is spliced from 2 exons. Lineage: Eukaryota; Metazoa; Chordata; Mammalia; Dermoptera; Cynocephalidae. Bases 1 to 294 code for a protein of 97 amino acids.
AUGUCCUCCCAACAGUGCGCCUCUUCCGCCAAAGGCUUCUCCAAGGGGUCUUCGCAGGGCCCCGCCCCGACGCCCGCCCCGGCGCCCGCCGCCUCCUCCUCCUGCUGCGGCGGCGACUCAGGCUGCUGCGGAGACUCGGGCUGCUGCGGCUCCAGCUCCACCAGCUGCUGCUGCUUUCCAAGGAGGCGCCGCCGGCAGCGAAGUCGUGGCUGCUGCUGCUGUGGGGGCGGCAGCCAGAGGUCCCAGAGCUCCUGCAACAACCAGAGCUCGGGCUGCUGCUCCGGCGGCUGCUGA